UCGUGUCUGACUCAUAGUGAAACACUAGGCAGUGGCCGUUGGAGUUGUAGUUCUUCUUUUCUCACACUGCCAUUUCUGUCGGGAGCCAACAAACUAAAAAGAAAAUUUUGGAUUGAGAAAGAACAAAUACGUCUUUGGAGGAGGAAGUGCUUGAAGACCCGGUUGAGGAACCGGCUCGGAGUACGGGUUCACAUCUAGUUGUUCUGCUGUUUCACAGGUGCUGGCUGUUUAUGUCUGACUGAAGCUUUACCUGGCUGCAUUGUGAACCAACAGAUGGAUACAAACAGCAGCAUGGAAUAUUCUGCUUCUUAAGGUGAUAUUUAUUAAUAAAUGGAAACAGAAGUGGAAUUCGUAGACAUAUGAAAAGGCGCUCUGAUCUAAUUCAUGAUGUUUCAAGAACCUACGUUCUCCGUGAGAGUGUAAUCGAGGGUUAGUACCAGAGAAGGUUGUCUACUGUCUGCGCAUCAUCGUCAUACCCUGUGAUGUAUGUGCAGUUCUGAUAGAGCCUUUGAUGCGUGCUUGGUCACCUUGAAGUCAUUGAAACCAACAAGACUCUGUUAUUUCUCCACACUGACAACCUCCUGAAUCUCAAAGCAGCGUUCCUUCCUAUAAGCGUUGAGAAAGUCUCUUUUACCCUGAUUCUGGAGAGCUGCUGGAGGCCUUUCUCUGAGAGUCAUGGCUGCUGCAGUCCAACAAACUGAGUUGGUAUUUGAAUUUGCUAGCAACGGAAUGGAUGACGCACAUCAGCUUGAAGACCCUUUGUCAUUCCCCGCUGUGAUCGUAGAACAAGUGCCAAACACGGAUUUGUUCUAUUCGAGCCUGGAUUGUGAUGAUGUUUCCACCAGAAUGAUGGAUGAUACGACUUUGGAUGUUGUCGAAGAACAAAUAAUAGAGGACAACAUUGGUCUUUCAGUGGAAGCUUCCUGUCAGGAUGGAGAUGAAACAAUGGAAACUAUAGAGGCUGCUGAAGCACUGCUUAACAUGGAAUCUCCAAAUGCCAUCUUGGAUGAAAAAAGAAUGUUUCAUGGAUUUGCACAUUCCCUGGAUGGAGAAAUCACUGGGACUGUUCCUGACAUGUCUGUCAUGUCAGAUAGGAGGGCAGAGGUAAUCAACAGGUCUUCCGCUCAUGUGACGCAUGAUGAAGAUGAUUCUGCGGAGGAGUCACCCAAAAAGAAUGCACUUAAACAAAGGAAAAAGAAAGGUCGUAAGAUGAAGCCGAGUCGGCCGUCUUCACCUGUCACAGUGCCACACCUUCCAAUUAAGAAGAAAAAUAAGGAUGGAAAAGGCAACACAAUUUAUCUCUGGGAGUUCCUGCUGGCUCUCCUUCAAGACAAGAACACUUGUCCAAAGUACAUUAAGUGGACUCAGAGGGAGAAGGGAAUUUUUAAACUAGUGGACUCGAAGGCUGUAUCCAAAUUGUGGGGCAAACACAAAAACAAACCUGAUAUGAACUAUGAAACAAUGGGCAGAGCUCUUAGGUAUUACUACCAACGAGGGAUCUUGGCAAAAGUGGAAGGUCAGCGGCUGGUGUAUCAGUUCAAAGAGAUGCCAAAGGAUCUGGUGGUCAUAGAUGAUGACUCAGCUGAGCACUCUACCUCGAAUUUGGUGACUUCGCCUAGCUAUGCAGCUACAUCGCCGACAAAAAGCAAAAGUGCCAUUGUCGGUGUCGCUCAGCUACAAAAUACAAACAAAAUGACAGCAGUGCCACAGAGCGUCCUGGUGCAGCACAUCAAACAAGAAAGCACUUCCUUACUGACUCAGCAAAGCCAGAAGGGAGUAGUACAGCAGGGUCCGUUUUUACAAACCAUGCAAGGGCUCCAGAGCAAUCAAGUUCUUCAGCACGGAUCCCCAGAAGUUUCAAAGGGUGCUUUAACCAUAGCAUCAUCUGGACACCCAAUGAGCAGGACAAUAAGUGUCCCAGCUCAGGUUCCUAUGGUGAUGACGUCUGGUGCACAUGCAGUCGGUACUCUAAUGUUGCAAACCAUACCCCUCACCACAGUGCUGUCUGGGACAGACACAUUGAACAACUCUCCUUCCAAAGUUAUUUUACGUGCCAUUCCAUGUUCGGAAGGCUCAAAGGAAACAAUCACACUUCAGGCCACCUUGUCACCUACAGGUGUAGAUGGUUCUGGCUUAUCCGAGAUCCAGCAAGCCCAAGUAAUUGCAACCAGUCUUUCGUUAACUGAUGGUGGAUUUCAGCCAGUGGUAAACAAUUGUGUACAGCCUUCAUCUGAUACCGUCACACAGCUAGUGACCAUCAAUAGCAACAGUCAGCCAAUGGUUGCCCACCGUCCGGGCAGCGUAAUUGCCACGGUGCUUAAACCACCGGAACCCAUUCUGGACACUCCCGAAUUCCAGGCUUCAAUCACAAGUGCAGAUGCCACCAGCCCUAGUGUCAAAAUGCCAGAAUUGGAAAAGGAGCUGGGACCUACUUCAGGUGACGAGCCUAACUACCAGCAUCUCCAAACUGUGAUGCUGAGCAGUACGAAUGGUAUUGCAACAUCUGUCAUAAAGGUUGAAGGAAUGGACAAAGACUUUGAAAGUGCUAUGGAAGAUUCUGAGAACCUCAACUGUUCAUUGUCUCACAGUCCAAACUGUGCUCUGACCCCUGUAGUGAAACUAGAAGCCAAUGAAGAUUGUUCGGUGCUGAAUCUACCACAAGACCAUAGACAUGAUCAGGAUAAAACUCUUGUGGAUACCAAUCUUCAUGACACCAUGCCAUAUCUGAAACUGGAAAAUGCCCAAAUGUUUUCACAUGCAGCAAGUAUGCUUAACUAUCCCAGUAACAUGGUUCCCAGUUCAAGUGCCAUAUCCACUUCUGUAGUGGUUAAAACAGAACCAAAAAAUUUGUAAUUACUGUAGAAAAAAAAUCUUUGUAUCUUUCACAUAUGUUGGGUCCUUGUUUGUCCUGUUAUAAUCAUUCUGGCAGAUUGUAAAUAAGCAGUUAGUGAUUUAUAAUCUAAGUCAGAAUAUUUAAUACUGUAUCUAGGCUACCAUUCAAUUACAAUUUGCAAUAAUGUCAUUUUACAUCCAUGUGUCAACAUCUGUAAAAUAAUCAAGGGACAUCCAGGCUGCAAUAAUUUUGUCAAAUUUUGAUGAAAAAUCAAAAUUUCACACUCUGCUUCUUCUGAAGCCCACUUUUCCUGCUGCCUUUUGUUGUACUAGAAAUAAUUAAGAUUGGUCUUGAGCUAAAUCUGUUUUUACCCAAGUGCCACAGAGGUGAAUCCUGAGGUAAAAGUUGUAAAUGUUAAGUUGAACUGCUGAAAUGCAAAGGUAGGUUGUCUUCAAACCUGACGAGCAUGGAGCUGGUAACUAGUGGAGCAUUGCACUGGCAGGUCAUUGGUUGGGUUAUUGCAUCCUGCAUGGAUUUCAGAGGUAUCACAAAUUCAAGUUGAACUGAGAGUUGAGAUUGCACUUGGUGUGUUAAGGCGAAUGCAAUUCAGUUUCAUUCUGUUUGCUUUGACACAGAUUUCAAUCAUUGGAGAUGUGCCCAGAAUUGAAUGAGCCAUAAAUCCCAAAUAUUUUCCCAUAGCCUUCUAUUUGGUGUGUUGAGUCACUGGUACUUUAUUCCUAUUUGUGAGCUUUUUUCCCCCAAAUUCCCCUGACCCUGGAUAAGUAGCAUUCAAAUCCAACUUCAAAAGCAUAAUCUGGGCUAGUCCUCAUACGACUAAACCUUUUAGACAAUAUAUCCUAUUUAUAUUUUGUACCUUUGCAGAAAACCUAUUUAAGGAACUUUUAGAUUUCUUGCCUGCAAUUUGAUGUAAACCAGAUUUAGAAAAUAAUAUUGAAUGUAAUUUUAGGUCACCAUAAACAUGGUGCUAACAAACCACAAGAUGAAAAUUUUAUAUCUGAAUUGUUAAUGCCUUGUAGGUUCAUUGCAGAAUGAUAUAUUUUUCAUAUAUGUAAUAUGAAGAAAAUUCUUCAGGAAAAAUGUGAACUGGGAUAUUUUAUAAAUGGUGGGAUUAUUUUCCAAACAAAAAUAUUGUAAAUAUUUAUCUUUGAUAUUACAAAAAAGGCUACAGUUGCUGAGGUGUAUUAUUUCCUCUUGUGCUCUGCUUUGUUUUUGACAAAAUUCUUUUUGUGUUGUAAGUGGGGAUUUGCUUUAGUUCUGUUUUCAUUCAGGCCAAUGUGGAUAUGGCAGACUCUUAAAGAAAAAUGUCAUGUGGUAGUGAGAUUUCUUUAAAAGAAAUAAAAACCUUUUUAUUUUACAAAUUAUAUAAUUAGACUGGUGAUUUUUUUUUUAAGAAAAUAAUUUUAAUGUAAAGAGAACCACUGAAUUCCCUAAGGAAGUUUUAGUCAAAACUCAGAAUUAAUUCCUGCUGCCUUACUGUCACUUCAGUGAUUGGGUGCAGUGGUAGGUGUAAGAGACUGCUGCUUACAGUUACAGAAUGGAGGGAAAAUUUUGACAACAUUUAGCUUCUUUUAUUCUGCUGUUCAGCAGAAGCAUGAAAGUCAAGUAAUCUAAAGAGGAGACAGGAAACAUGCUAAAAUAUAUGUACCAGCCUAUAACCUUUAAAAUAAAUUGUAUUGCUCAGGCUUUGUGCCUUCAAGGACUAGUAUCUGCAGUUUAAUCAGUAACCAAGUGGUGAUCCUGGUCCGGAGCAUGCCUAACUCCAAAGCCACGUGACAUACUCUGAUCGAGUUGCAAUUGUGUGAAAUUUGAUGUUAGCGUUGAAUCAACUCACUCACUGUUCAACAUCCUUACACUCCCCAGUUGACUUCCUAUGCAAUCUUGUACCUGAAUUUAUGAUUAAAUAUCCAUUUUGAUCCAGUAUCUUUGAUGCAUUAAUCUAGGAUUGGUGUGGACAGGGUGGGCAAUGGUCUCCUUGACCAAUCACAUUGAAAAAUCCUUUAGGGGCAAGAUAAUUCUAAACAAUUAGAACAUUGAAUUCAACAUUCAUUCAAAGAAAGUCCCAUCUGGUUUUCCCAUCAAGGAGAGAGAAAAGAUUUUAAAACUGAAGGAACGUUGUUGCAUACUUGUAAAAGUUAAUGCUCUGUGCCAGACAAGUUGUUCAGCUGUAAUUAAUACUUACCACAGUGUUAAAAUGCAAUUAAAUUUGAACAGACGUGGUCUA
This is a messenger RNA of Stegostoma tigrinum, 5075 nucleotides long. It is a transcript of the gene elf1, whose product is annotated as E74-like ETS transcription factor 1. NCBI's taxonomy places the organism in Eukaryota, Metazoa, Chordata, Chondrichthyes, Orectolobiformes, Stegostomatidae. Gene Ontology annotation, cellular component: nucleus. Gene Ontology annotation, molecular function: sequence-specific DNA binding; DNA-binding transcription factor activity, RNA polymerase II-specific. Gene Ontology annotation, biological process: regulation of transcription by RNA polymerase II; cell differentiation. Bases 676 to 2853 code for a protein of 725 amino acids. The transcript is spliced from 10 exons. The record is from RefSeq and is a predicted model, not a curated record.